Trichoderma virens Gv29-8 is the source of this 1079-nucleotide messenger RNA. RefSeq lists its product as uncharacterized. NCBI's taxonomy places the organism in Eukaryota, Fungi, Ascomycota, Sordariomycetes, Hypocreales, Hypocreaceae. The coding region runs from base 43 to 438 and encodes 131 amino acids. Gene Ontology annotation, biological process: translation. The transcript has 5 exons. The record is from RefSeq and is a predicted model, not a curated record. Gene Ontology annotation, cellular component: cytosolic large ribosomal subunit; ribosome. Gene Ontology annotation, molecular function: structural constituent of ribosome.
CACGCCGGACAUACUCAACCACAGCCCGACUAAGCCGUCAAGAUGGUCGCCGCCAAGAAGCACGUCCCCAUUGUCAAGAAGCACAAGACCCGCUUCGCCCGUCACCAGAGUGACCGGUUCGAUCGUGUCGAUGCUAGCUGGAGAAAGCCCAAGGGUAUCGAUGGACGUGUCCGCAGACGCUUCAGGGGCACCAUCCGCAUGCCCAAGAUCGGCUACGGAUCCAACAAGAAGACCCGUUUCUUGACCCCCUCCGGCCACAAGGCUUUUCUCGUCCACAACGUCAAGGACCUUGAGCUGCUGCUCAUGCACAACCGAACCCACGCUGCCGAGAUUGCCAGCGCCGUCUCAUCCCGAAAGCGAAUCGACAUCAUCUCCCGCGCCAAGCAGAUCGGUGUCAAGGUCACAAACGCCAAGGCCAAGGUCACAACGGAGGUCUAAGUAGACCUAGGCGUGCACGGGGACUUGAGAGAGAGGAAAGUCUGUCGGUAUCAUCGUGUGUGGAUGGGACGAUAGAGAAAACAAAAAAUAAAGCAUUUAAAGCACACACAACAACGGAGAACAAAAAAAGAUUAAACAGUUCACAAAGCUUGUUUUUGGCACUCCUGUGUUGUCGUUGUUUUUUCUCAAAACUCUCCGGGUUUAUCGGGUUUUUUUAAUCUCUGGAAAGGAGGGGGCGCAUGCAGUCUUUGCUGCUGUCUUGUUUUUUUGAAAGAGAGGUGCUACGGGUUGCUUUUAUUGCCAUGCGCGCAUGCAUGCUGCAUUGGAGAAGAGAAGACGUAUUGUCCAACUGCUAGGGAAAUAUGACGCACCGUUGACGACAAUGAUGAGUUUGCGUGCUGUGAUGUGUCUUGCCCCUGGCUAUGGUGUUUAUUGAGCAUGAGAGAGCAUGUGAGAAGGCUAUAUGGGCCGAUUUUAUUUGCUUACAGACCAAGUCAAAACAUAUUGCCGCACAUUUACCAGACGUGAUAAUACACCACAAACUCAUUGACAGACGACACUCGAGGAAUCAGCAAAGAGGCUCACCCUCACCAUUUCUUUACGUUUGCCUUGACCAACUACGAAUCUACAGUUGCUUGCUC